UAGCCUCUAUUUCAAGCAAGCAAUAUCGAAAAUGGCGGCCGAAGAGGAGCUGCCACCUGAUUUGCGCGAAGAAAUGCUGAAGUUGGAAAGCUCAUUGGGAAAUUUUGGUGAUUUAUUAAAACGACUUACGAAACAACCUUUGCUCGAUACGAAAAAUAAGCUCAGUUCCAUUGAAAACGCAAAGCUGGACCUUACAACAACAUAUGCUAUAAAUUCAUUGUUUUGGAUUUAUCUUGUCACACAAGGCAUCAAUGCAACAGAUCAUCAAGUAAAAGAUGAACUGAAUCGAGUAAAGGCCUAUAUGUCCAAAAUAAAAAGCACUGAGGAAAAGGAAAAGCAAGUUGCAAAGCUUAGGAUUGACAAAGAAGCAGCAAAACGAUUUGUGAAAAGUGCCUUGUGGACUGAGCAAGAAAAACCAGAAGCAGAAAGCAAAAGUAAUUCACCACCAGCUGAUGUAGAGGAGAAAAAAGAUAGUUCAAAAAGGAAAAAAGAGGGAGAACCGAAAAAGAAGAAGAAAAAGAAGAAGCUAAAGCAAGAUUAAAACGAGCCAUUUGGAAAGAUUGGUUUUAACUUCUAUGGUUCUUUCUCGCUAUUCAUGGAAACCACCUUUUAUCGAAUGGCCUAGUACCAUCAUUGUCAUGGUCGUCUUGACAGCGAACUACGUGGAUUUCCGUAAACUUGUAUUCAAGUCAGUUGUUUCCAGCCUUGGAUUGCUCGUAUUUCAAUGUUAUCUUGCAUUGUAAGUUUUAUAAGUGGAGCAAUAUUAUAUAUCUUUGCCUUUGA
Messenger RNA from Rhopilema esculentum, 783 nucleotides. NCBI's taxonomy places the organism in Eukaryota, Metazoa, Cnidaria, Scyphozoa, Rhizostomeae, Rhizostomatidae. The record is from RefSeq and is a predicted model, not a curated record.